GCUUAGCUCCUCCCAUCGGGCCGGUACGUUGUUGGCGUAGCGGUGGCCCUCCUUCCCAAUACGCGCGGGACAAGUCAGACGCAUUUCGCCUGCGCUCCGCUCGAUGAGGCUGAUUGGUGGGCGCUGUUGGUGACGUGCAGGGUCUGCCGUGGCCGAAGAGGAGGCGCCUUGCGGGGCUUCGGGAACUACGCGGCGGCCCGGCUUGAGGCCUAGUUCGGAAGGUUCUGAACCGGGACGAAAAUGUCUCUCUACGACGACCUGGGAGUAGAGACCAGCGAUUCCAAGACCGAAGGCUGGUCCAAAAACUUCAAACUGUUGCAGUCACAGCUGCAAGUCAAAAAAGCGGCGCUCACCCAAGCAAAGAGUCAGAGAACAAAGCAGAGCACAGUCCUGGCUCCGGUGAUUGACCUGAAACGAGGCAACGCUUCCGAUGAGAGGCAGAUUGCAGACACCCCACCGCACGCGGCAGCUGGCCUCAAGGACCCCGUUCCCAGUGGCUUUUCUGCCGGUGAUGUGUUGAUCCCUCUGGCCGACGAGUACGAUCCCAUGUUCCCCAACGACUACGAGAAAGUAGUGAAACGCCAGCGGGAAGAACGGCAGAGGCAGCGAGAGCUGGAGAGGCAGAAAGAGAUCGAAGAAAGAGAAAAGAGGCGCAAAGACAGGCACGAGGCGAGCGGCUUCUCGAGACGGCCGGAUCCAGAUUCCGAUGAAGACGAGGACUACGAAAGGGAAAGGAGGAAACGAAGUAUGGGAGGAGCAGCUAUUGCGCCGCCUACGUCUUUGGUUGAAAAGGACAAAGAACCUGUGUCAAAUUUCCCGUAUGAAGAAGAGUCGCGGCCGCGCGGUUCGUCCUCCAAAGCGGCCAUCCCUCCUCCAAUGUAUGAUGAGCCUGAGCGGCCGCGGUCACCAACGGGCCCCAGCAAUUCCUUCCUCGCUAACAUGGGAGGCACUGUGGCGCACAAGAUAAUGCAAAAAUACGGCUUCCGGGAGGGCCAGGGGCUCGGGAAGCACGAACAGGGCCUGAGCACUGCUCUGUCCGUAGAGAAAACCAGCAAGAGGGGUGGCAAAAUCAUCAUCGGCGAUGCUGCCGAUAAAGCAGAUUCAUCCAAGAAAUCGGACUCGAACCCCUUAACGGAGAUACUGAAGUGCCCCACCAAAGUGGUCUUGCUAAGGAACAUGGUGGGGGCUGGGGAGGUCGACGAGGAACUUGAAGGGGAAACCAAGGAGGAGUGUGAAAAAUACGGCAAAGUUGGAAAGUGUGUCAUCUUCGAGAUUCCAGGCGCUCCCGACGAUGAGGCGGUGAGGAUAUUUUUAGAGUUCGAGAGAGUGGAAUCGGCAAUUAAAGCUGUGGUAGACCUGAACGGAAGGUACUUCGGGGGCCGAGUGGUGAAAGCCUGCUUCUACAACCUGGACAAAUUCAGAGUGUUGGACCUCGCGGAGCAAGCCUGAGUCCCGCUCCCCCUCCCCCGCCUCCGCCCCGACAAGGACACAUCACUAUUGGAAAUCUCUCUCUCCCCCUACCCCCUAUCUGCCGUGCUGAGAACAGAGCAAGGGGGCGGCUUCUCUCCUAAAAACUGAAAAGAAACCCCUGAAUGGAUUUUUUCCUAUUUGUUGUGAUGGACACGGGUUUUUUUUUUUUUUACACUGUACUAUAAACCUCCUUUAAAGUA
This is a messenger RNA of Heteronotia binoei (common prickly gecko), 1670 nucleotides long. RefSeq names its product RNA binding motif protein 17 (gene RBM17). Gene Ontology annotation, biological process: alternative mRNA splicing, via spliceosome; mRNA cis splicing, via spliceosome. The transcript has 12 exons. The record is from RefSeq and is a predicted model, not a curated record. The coding region runs from base 241 to 1449 and encodes 402 amino acids. Gene Ontology annotation, cellular component: precatalytic spliceosome. Gene Ontology annotation, molecular function: RNA binding. NCBI's taxonomy places the organism in Eukaryota, Metazoa, Chordata, Lepidosauria, Squamata, Gekkonidae.